CAGGGGACUUGUCACGUGACGGUGCUGUCCUCUCGCCCACGGCAGAGCUGGGGUCCUCCUGGAGCAGGGGGUCCGCCCUGGACACUGGGAAGAGCGAGCUUUGGGUGGGAGCUGACGCGUGGGAACCCUCCCUCCCGCAGGCCCGUGAAACCCGAGAUGCCCCUGAGGGUGGAGGAGGCCAGGAAGCCACCUGAGAAGUCCCUGUCCAUGGCGGAUGUCCUGAAGCUGCUGAGCUGCCUCUGGGAGCUGAAGGAGGUGAAGGUGACCAUCAAGCACACGUGUCAGGGCACCCUGCUCACCGCCACCAUGGCAAUGUUUGGGGGCCUGGUCGGGGGCCCAGCAGGAGUGGCCGUUGGGAGCGCUGUCGGGGGGCUCCUAGGGGCCUGGAUGACCAGCGGGCAGUUUAAGUCGGUCCCUCAGAUCCUCAAGGAGCUGCCGCCCGCCGAGCAGGAGAAGCUGCGCAGCGAGGUCACGGCCAUCGUCAGGCACCUGGACUGGAAGGAUGUCAAGGGGCUGAGCAAGCAGGUCAAGGACAGCCCGGCCCUGCAGCAGCAGCUGUGGGUGCCGGUCAAGGACUGCCUCAGAAAGGUGGAGGCCACCGUGCAGAACUGCGGCUAG
Messenger RNA from Myotis daubentonii (Daubenton's bat), 618 nucleotides. Its product is annotated as protein C19orf12-like. NCBI's taxonomy places the organism in Eukaryota, Metazoa, Chordata, Mammalia, Chiroptera, Vespertilionidae. The record is from RefSeq and is a predicted model, not a curated record.